ACAAACCAUUUUCUUCUCAAUUUGCUUCUGCUUUCCCACUCAUCUUCAGUUCCACUGUUACCCAUAUAUACAUAUACAUACCUCUAUUGUAUAUAUAUAGAAAAAGUGUGUGUGUGUGUGUGUGAGGGAGAGAGAAAUAGAGAUAGAGGGAGGUAGAUGGCAUUGAAUAGGGCUGGAUCGUGUAAUCCGGCCGUCGUGAAGAUCGGAAUUACUUUCUUGGGGCUGUGUUUGGUGGGUUAUCUACUAGGUCCACCUUUAUACUGGCAUGUUCUUGAAGGGUUAGCCGCCGUACGCCGCUCGUCCUCCGCCGCUUCCUGCCCUCCCUGCAAUUGCGACUGCGAUUCUCAGCCGCUCCUCUCCAUUCCUCAAGCAUUAAGCAAUGGUUCAUUCACAGAUUGUGCAAAACAUGACCCUGAAGUAACUGGAGACACAGAGAAGAAUUUCUCAGAGCUUCUAUCAGAAGAACUAAAGCUUCGUGAAGCCGAAUCUUUAGAAAGUCAACAACAUGCUGACAUGGCACUUCUUGAAGCCAAAAAGUUAACAUCACAGUAUCAGAAAGAAGCUGACAAGUGUAAUUCAGGAAUGGAAACUUGUGAAGAAGCGCGCGAAAAAGCCGAAUUGGCUUUAUUGUCACAAAAACAACAAACUGAAAUGUGGGAAUUAAGAGCUCGACAAAAAGGAUGGAAGGAAAACGGCAAUGCAAGGUCUGUAAACACCAUAUGAAUGAUAUUCAUAUCUGAAGAGUGUUUUAGGUCUUUGUUAGAUUUAUUUAUUAUUGGGGUUUUGUUAUAUUUAGGCAACCAACUUGUGCCAUUUUUUUUACACUUUUUUAAGUCAUGAAAGUUGUAA
This is a messenger RNA of Lactuca virosa, 849 nucleotides long. The record is from the annotation of a GenBank genome assembly. Lineage: Eukaryota; Viridiplantae; Streptophyta; Magnoliopsida; Asterales; Asteraceae.